Molecule: messenger RNA, 6193 nt
Organism: Phalacrocorax carbo (great cormorant)
Lineage: Eukaryota; Metazoa; Chordata; Aves; Suliformes; Phalacrocoracidae
Source: RefSeq, a predicted model, not a curated record
CCGCCAGCGCAGGAGGGAGAUGCAGCUGCAGCCCUGAGCAGGUGCUGCUGAAACCAUCCGUGACCCACCUCCGCCAAGCCCAGCACCAGCCAUGAGCCGCUUCUUCUCACGCCUGGACCCGCGGCGGGUGCCGUGGGGGGCGGCAGGCCAUGCCCUGCGCACCCGCGUCCUGCGCACCAAGCCCGUGGAGUCGAUGCUGGAGGGCACGGGGACCGCCUCCGCCCAGGGCGCCCGGCUGGCCAAGGUCCUCACCACCCUCGACCUCAUCUCCCUCGGCGUCGGGAGCUGCGUGGGCACCGGCAUGUACGUGGUGUCUGGCCUGGUGGCCAAGGAGAUGGCAGGGCCCGGGGUCAUCGUUUCCUUCAUCAUCGCUGCUGUUGCCUCCAUCUUGUCAGGCGUUUGCUACGCUGAGUUUGGCGUACGGGUCCCCAAGACCACAGGCUCUGCCUACACCUACAGCUACGUGACGGUGGGAGAGUUCGUGGCGUUCUUCAUCGGCUGGAACCUCAUCCUGGAGUACCUGAUCGGCACGGCCGCGGGCGCCAGCGCCCUCAGCAGCAUGUUCGACUCGCUGGCCAACCACACCAUCAGCCGCUGGAUGAUCAACAGCGUCGGGACAUUGAACGGACUAGGGAAAGGAGAGGAGUCAUACCCCGACCUUCUCGCUCUGGUCAUUGCUGUCAUUGUCACCAUCAUCGUGGCCAUGGGGGUGAAGAACUCGGUGGGGCUGAAUAACGUGCUCAACAUCAUUAACCUGGCAGUCUGGAUCUUCAUCAUGAUUGCUGGCCUCUUCUAUGUCAAAGGUGACAACUGGUCUGAAGGGCAGUUCCUGCCAUUUGGAUGGCCGGGGGUGCUCAAAGGGGCUGCGACGUGUUUCUAUGCCUUCAUCGGCUUCGACAUCAUUGCUACCACGGGAGAAGAAGCAAAGAGUCCCAACACCUCCAUCCCCUAUGCCAUCACGGCCUCGCUUGUCACGUGUUUGACAGCAUAUGUGUCUGUGAGCAUCAUCCUCACGCUGAUGGUGCCCUACGACGCCAUCGACACUGAGUCCCCGCUGAUGGAAAUGUUUGUGGCCCAUGGCUUCUAUGCGGCCAAGUUCAUCGUCGCCAUCGGCUCAGUGGCUGGCCUGACCGUCAGCUUGCUGGGCUCCCUAUUCCCAAUGCCAAGGGUCAUUUAUGCCAUGGCUGGUGAUGGGCUGCUCUUCAGAUUUUUGUCCCACGUCAGCUCUUACACGGAAACUCCCGUAGUGGCUUGUAUCGUCUCUGGAUUCCUUGCAGCACUGCUCUCCUUGCUGGUUAGCCUGAGGGACCUGAUAGAAAUGAUGUCCAUCGGCACGCUGCUCGCCUAUACGUUGGUGUCCGUCUGUGUCCUGCUCCUCCGAUACCAGCCUGAGAGUGACAUCGAUGGCUUCGUCAAGUUCCUCUCCGAGGAGCACACCAAGAAGAAGGAGGGCAUCCUGGCCGACUGCGAGAAGGAAGCUUGCUCCCCAGGGAGCGAAGGAGAAGAGUUCACUGGCCCACCAACCAACACAUGCGGGGCAAAAAAUCUGCCAUCUCUGGGGGAUAACGAGAUGCUAAUUGGGAAAUCUGAUAAAUCCACCUACAAUGUGAAUCACCCCAAUUACGGCACGGUCGACAUGACCUCAGGGAUAGAGGCAGAUGAGUCUGAGAACAUCUACCUCAUCAAGCUGAAGAAGCUGAUCGGCCCUCGCUACUACACGAUGAGGAUCCACCUCGGACUGCCGGGGAAAAUGGACCGCCCCACGGCAGCCACCGGCCACACGGUCACCACUUGUGUGCUCCUGCUUUUCGUCCUGAUGUUCAUCUUCUGCUCCUUCAUCAUUUUUGGGGCAGACUACAUCUACGAGCAGAGCUGGUGGGCUAUCCUCCUCGUCGUGCUGAUGAUCCUGCUCAUCAUCGUGCUGGUGUUUGUGAUCUUGCAGCAGCCAGAAAACCCCAAGAAGCUGCCCUACAUGGCACCUUGUCUGCCCUUCGUCCCUGCCUUUGCUAUGCUGGUGAAUAUCUAUCUCAUGCUGAAGCUCUCCACAGUCACGUGGAUCCGAUUUGCCGUCUGGUGUUUCGUGGGUCUGCUCAUCUACUUUGGCUAUGGGAUGUGGAACAGCACGCUGGAGAUCAGUGCCCGGGAGGAGGCCCUCCACCAGAGCACCUACCAGCGCUACGACGUGGACGUCGACCCCUUCUCCGUGGAUGAUGGCUUCUCCUACGCCACCGAGGGUGAGGGCUACCCAGGCUGGGGUCCCUCCGAGGACAAGGGCUUCUCGUACCAGCAAAUGGCGGGAGCAAAGGAAAGCCAUCGGACAAGUAGCAGGUCGAAAAGCAAAGGCAGGCACAAACUGCCGUCGGAGGCUCUCAUCGCCAACGACGAGUUGGAUUACUCACCUGAGUAGCGGGGCGGGCAGCGGGGCGCCGCGAUGCCCAGCCGAUGAGGAAAGCUUCCUGCGGCUUCCCCGUCCUGUCCCAUCCUCCCCAGGUCCUCCACCACCACCCCGCUUACCUCCGGUCCUCGGGACACGCUCCGCGAUUGCCGUUGACCACGAACCAAACACAUCCGUGGCCCAUCCUGCCUCCACUGGUCGGGUCCCGCUCUGGUGAAUGCCGGCCAAUCCCCUGGCACUGGUUGAUCUCCUGGCACCAGCCGCACCGGCGGAGGUGGAGUGGGAGAUGUGCCAAACUGGGAGGAGGUGGAAGGAGCCGCAUGAGGGGAUGAGAUGAGAUGUCCCCAGGGAAUGUCCACUCAACAGCCACAGCGGUGAGAUACCACUCUUAAAUUUUUGGCACUUUCUUAGCACCUGUUUUUCUCUUUGAACCACCUUAGAAGUGAUAGCUGAGCCAGAGGGACAGACGGGUAGGUGGGUACAAAAUGGAGAUGGACAAACCUCUUUCAAGGGAGUAGCUCAGAGGUGGAUCCAGGGAUGUUGGUCCCAUCACACAGCAUUUCCAUGGCCCAUUCUGGCGCAAAGGCACUUGAUGCACACAGCAGUGCUACCCCCGUGUCCAUCCCCCCACUCCAAAUCCAGGCGUCCCGAAUACUGGGAUUCAAAAUUAGUUGGUGUCUCAAUCAAACCUUGAAAUCCCAGCAUGGCUGAACAUCCCAAAACUGUGGUUGGGAGCCCGGUCCCAUUUCUGGUCACAGUGAGGGCUGUGACCUGCUCUUGGCUCAACCCACCUAGUGUGAAUGGUCAAUGAUGACCACACGCCAUUUCUCUGAACGUCACCGGUCUGAGGCUGGGCGCUGUUCCCACCACGUUGUGUCUUUUACAAAAAUUACUACGUUGUUCAUUGUAUGAGAAUGGAACAAGAGAAACGCGUGCAUGUUCAGAGUUCCCUCGCUGUGGUGGGCACAUCUCAGUGCUCACUCUGGCCUCAGGGCUUCAGGGACAUGUCCAUGCACCCGCAAAAUAGCAACAUCUGUGGGUCAGGCAUGUCUUGGCAGGGCUGGGCCACGCAUGGCAAGCGGAGAGGGCUCAGCUGCUGAAAUUUCCCUCCCUGCUGCCGUCUCCACCUCGUACCGUUUUCUCCAUUCCUGACCCCUGCCUUGGUGGAUGCUAUAUGAAAAACACUUGAAAUGCUGCUCGUUCUGUAAGUGUCCAUAUUUCAAUCUGAAACCAAACAGAGCUGGUGGCUCACAGGGCAGAGGUGGUCAGCAAGUGAACAUUUCUCAUAGUUAAGCCCUCCGGUACAGCCCAAGCAUGGCCAUGAUCCCCAGCAGUGCCAUCAGGUCCCCUGCUGUCAGCGUCUCCACAGCACUGCUGGCGGUGAUGGGGUCUGGUCACAGCCACCGCCCCCCAGCCCCCCAGCACAGACAGCAGCUGCACUGCUGAGUCAGCAAUUAGCAGCAGGUCUAGUUCUGGAGCCCAUUACCAACAUGCUUAGUUUAAAACACUGCAACGGUGGGGAAGGACCCCAUCAGACAGCAGCACCCAUCCUCUCCCUGGCUGCCAAAGGCUGCGGCCGGAUCCAUCUCCUGGAGCAGCCCAGACCAACCCAGGGGUUGCUGCUGGCAUCCCAGGGGACAAUUUAACAUUGACAGGGGUAUGAAGCAUGAUUUCCAACACGUAAUGCUGAGAACCAUUUACACUGUGGUUCACUGGAUGAGGCUCAGCCCCCGAAACACAGCGCAAAGCCUGGCUGGCGCCUUGCAUGGGCAAGGGGGCUGCCGGGUGCAGAGGGUGCCUGGACCCGCGCCUGUCCCCAUCACUCCUGGGGCUCAAGGGCUUGAGGGAGAGGCUCUGGCCAUGGCUGCAUAGGUUUCCUACCUGCAGCUCCUAUCUCAGUCACAAACUGUCACAAUCCUUUUCCCAGUGGGAAAGAGAAUCUGAUUCUGUAGAUUUUAACCCGAAGCGCGCCAGGCAAGCCAAGGGAAGCUUGGCCUUCGUGAAGGCUUCAGGAUGGGAGCAAAGAUUUGGCAAAAGGACCCAUAAGCUUUGCCCUGGCAUCCCCUCCUGCUGCCCGCCCAUACUACGCUUCUACAAGCAGAAAUCCCAAGUGCAUCCCACCGAAAGCUGUUUGCAACGUGCGCACCGCUCGGGGGCCAGCUCGGGAAACCUUCCCGGCGGCGCCGAGCACCUCUCACAAAGGUCACCUUCCACUCGCGCUUGGCUGCUUUCGUUCUCGAUGCCUUAGAAGUACUCAAGAGAGAUGGCACCUCACAGGUCUGGCUUUACAUUUUCAGGGAGAAAGAGUGAUGCUAUUUUCCUACCAGCUCUUGUACUAUACCAUAUCCAAGGUAGUCAUCUUCUUCCCGUUUCCGCACGGUAUUUAGGCAUCUGCCGAACCACAAACUCAUGCCCAAGUACCCUGUCGAAUGGAAGCCUGUUAUUCCUUUUGCAGCCUUAAUCUUGUGCUACAGAGCCGUUACCAGUGUCUGUUGUCGUGUCUGCUCUAGUUAUGCCGUGUAAUUUGAUGAGGGCUUGAUCCCUUGCUCUUCGGCGCCUGUAGGAACCUCUCCAUUGGACCCAUGCACUGAGUGAAGCCCUUCGGCUGCUCUUGUUCCUGUUCACCCAUCCUCCUUCCCCUCCCUGGGGAAGCGCCGGGUCAGAACAGCUGCACCCAUGUCCCCGGGACCGCUGGGAAACAGCAUUUGCUGCCACGGCACUGUCUGGGGAGGACAGGCUGCCGUGAACCCUCGCCGUGGCACAGGGCAGGAGCCGUACCCUCCUCCCGCCGCAUCCCACCUAACGUUGGAGCAUAAGAAGGCUGCCGAGCCACAGGCUGGGGCUUGCCUGGGUCCCCCCACCCUGCUCCAAGCAGCGGUGUCAGGGGGACACAUGGGUUCAGCCUCCGUUUGGGAGCUCUGGUUCUCUCCCUUGUAGCGGGUGUUGGGGUCUUCAGUGGGCACAAGCAAAAGCUGCAAAGGCCAAAAUGCUCAUGGGUGUCCAUCACCUCUGGGCACCACCGGCCCCAGGGGUGGUUUUGGAUGCUGGGAGGAGGUGCAAGUGCUUGAUUUGCUGUAACGCCCAAAUCCAGCCUUUUCCCCCAGUGCCCUCAGGGAGGUUCUCACACCUCUGACCCAUCAGGAGGACACAGGCGGAGCGGUACCACCUCGCGCCCACCACCGGUGAGAGGCACGCAGCCCCCCAACGCCUGACCACCCUCUGCUGGGCACGCACCCUGGGGCACCCAAUGCAUGAUACAGAAGGUGCAUAAAUACCUCAAACCUUCCAGACCAACUCUAUAAGAUCUCAGUCCCCCCACAAAUUCACUCUGCACAGUUAUGACCGCUCGGUUACGACGCCCAGCACGCCGGCAAUCUCCACGCGGCAGAGAAAUCACGCCCCGACCGACAUGGGAUGUUGUAAAUCAAGCUUGUAAAUGAUCUUCACUUCAUUUUGUUCAGUCUUUUUGAUGUAUAUCUUGCUUUUUUUUGCAGGUGGUACUUUCUGGUGUAACAAUUCUCUGCAGUUCUGAUAUGAAAUUGGUGUAUUUGUUAAAAAAAAGUUUGUUCUAAUAAUUUUUUUUAAUUGUGGUUUCCAAAAGCCCAUUGGUGCAUUGUACAAUGGGAUCUUGUAGUGUGUCAUGAGAAAGAAUAUGCAGAUAUGUUAUGGAGUGAUUUUUAUUUUUAAAUAAUUGUGUUGUUGACAACUAUAUAUAUAAUAUAUAUAAUCAAGAUACUAAGAAAAAAAAAAUCUAAAUUUACCAAAAUCUGUAUAUUUUAAUAAAUGCAUAAAGCUUUA